GCCUACGCUGCAGGUAAGCUCGUGCAGGAGUGAGCUGUUGUUAGAGAUGAGUCGUUAGGCCGACGUCUCGUCCUCUCCGGAUCCAUUACCAGCUGCAUCAUGCGGUGCUUCCGUCGCCUCUGCGUGUUUCUGCUGGCCGUGUCCUCGUGCGGAUGUUUGUCGGGAGUGUCCGCCUGCCGCUCGGAGCCGGAGACUCCGGACUGGAGGAUGACUCUGAAAACCAUCCGGAACGGGAUACACAGAAUCGACACGUACCUGAACGCAGCACUGGACUUGUUCGGUGGCGAUGACGGACUGUGUCAUUAUAAAUGUAGCGACGGGUACAAGCCGGUGCCUCGUCCUGGAUACAAGCCUCCACCGCCCAAUGGAUGUGGCUCCCCUAUGUUUGGCAUUCAGUUUGAUAUAGGUAUCCCCUCCAUGACUAAAUGCUGCAACCAGCAUGACCGCUGCUAUGACAGCUGCGGCCAGCAGAAACACGACUGUGAUGAGCAGUUCCAGGACUGCCUCGAGACCAUCUGCAGGAAUGUGCAGAAGACACUUGGACUGAACAAGAGUGUCCAAGCAUGUGAGUCAGCGGUGACGCUGCUUUUCGACGCCGUCAUGCACCUGGGCUGUAAACCCUACCUGGACAGCCAGAGAGAUUCCUGCGUGUGUCAGUACGAGGUGAAGCGGGAACUGUGACGCCGCCGCAGAAAGACGACUGUGGACAUCACUGACUGUGAUCUGAGGACGGCUGUCAUGCACUGCACCGUAACACUUGUAGGUGUUCUCAGGGACUGUUGAAAUAUUUGUUCAUCAAAGUGAAAGUGAAAUCAACCAAGCUCAUUGUGUGCAAUAGUCUUAUCUCUUCGCCCCUUGAUGCACUGGAAACAGGGUGAUCAGGAUUUCCCUGAAUAAUGAGUUAUGUGUAGGUUUCAGCCAUUAAACUCAUGUUGUCUGUAUAACAGAACGACUGAAUGAGGCUAGAACAUCAAAAAUUCUCAUUAAAAUGUAACUUACCUGCUAAACUAAGAGGGUGUUGCAUUUAAGUGCAAAGCUUGACGUGAAAUUUGUAAUUCGUGGAUAAUUCCUGAUGUGCAGUAGGAACAAUGGCAGCAUCUGCAGGUGAUAAAGAUGAGAGACGUUAGAUUCAUUUGGAAGUGUUGACCUUCAGACAAACCCAGGUUUUAAGGCACUAAUGUAAAUAAUUUGAUGAUACACUACUUUUCUCUACUCAUGAUUUUUUUUUAAUUAAGACCAGUGCACUGAGAAAGAAUCAUAAUUCAAUUUAUUUAUAUCAGUUACAACUUAACCUUGUCAUGACAAACAUGGAUAAAGUGAGAAAGGACGCCUUUUGCCGUCACUGAUUGUAGUUAGGGGAAGUUUUUCUGAAAAUAAUGUCAUUAGCAUUGUUGUUGAUGACUAAACAUGGAAGGACCAUGUAAUUUUCAUCCAUACACGGUGUCAUUUGUCAACAUUUGAAGCUUGUUCAGUUAUUUAAUAAAUGUGACUUUUGUUCAUUGCCUGUGUGAUUAAAUUUAAUUCAGAUCAGUUUUUCUGCACUGAAGAAGCACAGUGUCGCCUGGGAAUCAUAACCUGUAGCAGCUUCACUACUAAUCAUGAAAUUAAUAUUUCUAUUUUUCUUUUUUGCACUUAAACAGUGUCCUAAUAUUUUUGACAUGUUAUUAUUAGUUGUUUUUCUUAUAUUUCAACUCUCUUACAGAUUAAAGAUACCAAGAAAUGUA
Messenger RNA from Salarias fasciatus (jewelled blenny), 1724 nucleotides. RefSeq names its product phospholipase A2, group XIIA (gene pla2g12a). Lineage: Eukaryota; Metazoa; Chordata; Actinopteri; Blenniiformes; Blenniidae. The record is from RefSeq and is a predicted model, not a curated record. The coding region runs from base 100 to 681 and encodes 193 amino acids. The transcript is spliced from 4 exons. Gene Ontology annotation, biological process: phospholipid metabolic process; arachidonate secretion; lipid catabolic process. Gene Ontology annotation, molecular function: A2-type glycerophospholipase activity; calcium ion binding. Gene Ontology annotation, cellular component: extracellular region.